AAGUGAAGAAAACCUCGCGAUCUCGCAGAGGGGGAGGAGAGAGCGACAGAAGGGGGAAUUUCUCUCGAGAGAGGGAGGGGGGAUUUCUAUUGACGGAGGGAUUUUGGAUUUUUUUUCUUUUUUUUUUUGUUGGCAGAUUUUUUUUUGUGCAAUUUGAUCUGCUGUGUUAGGGCGUUAGAGUCGCCGGAAUCCGACUGAUUUGGCCGGAGAAUCUGGUCGGUGGCCGGAGUGAUCGACCGAUUUGACCGUGCUGGUGCUCUGUUGCGGGCGGGCGGUCGGGGAAAGAUGGUGAACUCUAUGGUGGAGAGAGCCACGAGCGACAUGCUCAUUGGACCUGAUUGGGCGAUGAACAUUGAGAUCUGCGACAUGCUCAAUCGUGACCCCGGACAAGCAAAGGAUGUUGUUAAAGGCAUAAAGAAGCGUCUUGGAAGUAAGAAUCCUAAGGUUCAGCUUCUCGCUUUGACAUUAUUGGAGACAAUAAUAAAGAACUGUGGAGACAUUGUUCAUAUGCACGUGGCAGAGAGAGACGUUCUUCAUGAGAUGGUGAAAAUAGCAAGGAAAAAGCCUGAUUUCCAUGUUAAGGAGAAGAUACUGAUUCUUAUAGAUACAUGGCAAGAAGCUUUCGGAGGACCAAGGGCAAGAUAUCCGCAGUAUUUUGCUGCAUACCAGGAGUUGUUGCGCGCUGGAGCUGUGUUUCCUCAGAGGGCAGAGGGUUCUGCUCCUGUAUUUACACCUCCACAAACACAACCUCUAUCAUCUUAUCCACCAAAUGUCCGUGGCACUGAGUUUCGGCAGGAUGGACCAGAGUCUUCAGCAGAAUCUGAAUUUCCAACCUUAAGCUUGACAGAAAUUCAGAAUGCUCGGGGUAUAAUGGAUGUGCUUGCGGAAAUGCUUAAUGCAAUAGAUCCAGGGAAUAAAGAGGGGCUUAAGCAGGAGGUUAUUGUUGACUUGGUGGAGCAAUGUCGAACGUACAAACAGAGAGUGGUGCACCUUGUUAAUUCAACAUCGGAUGAAUCACUUCUACGACAAGGUUUAGCACUGAAUGAUGACUUGCAACGUGUGCUUGCCAAGCAUGAAGCUAUUGCUUCAGGAAAUUCAGUUGAGAUGGAGAAACCUAAGCCUGAGUCCUCUGGUGCACUUAUAGAUGUCAAUGGUCCUCUAGUUGACACUGGAGAUAGCAACAAAGAGCAGGAUGGAAGAUCCAUAUCCAGUGCUGGAACGAGUUCUUUGAACCAGUUGCUGCUGCCUGCACCGCCUCCUGCUAACGGAGUGGCUCCUCCACCGAAAAUGGACCCCAAAAUGGACCUCCUCAGCGGGGAGGACUUCAGCUCUCCUAAGGCUGAGAAUUCACUUGCUCUCAUUCCCGUUGGAGGUGGUCAACAGUCAAGUGCGUUGCCCUCUGAUCAGAAUGCGCUAGUUCUCGUCGACAUGUUUUCAGAUGCUCCCAACCCGCCUAAUCCCAUCAACACCCAGGGGGCCAAUCUUGGUGGACAGAGCAAUCCUUCGACUCCUCAAUUCCAGCAGCAGCCGAAUCUUCAGGCUCCGCAGCCUGGGUUUUAUGUUAAUGGGGCUGUUCCGUCUAACUUGGCACCGUCGCAGUUCAAUCAGUCACUGUACAAUCAAAACCCAGCUCCCACUUGGAAUGGCCAGAUUCCACAGCAGCAGCAGCAGCAGCAGCAACCAACAUCACCAGCUUAUGGAUCGCCAAGUGCCAGUGCACUUCCACCACCACCGUGGGAAGCUCAGCCUGCAGAGAGUAGCCAAGGAAUGGGCUCUCAGUACCCUCAACAAAUGCCUCCACCAAUGAGUAAUGAGCAGGCCAUGCCCAUGUACAUGCCUCAGGUUACGGGGCCUGGCCAGUUCGCGCAGCAGCAGCACCAAAUGUAUGCCUUACAACCUCAACAGAUGCAGGGCGUCCCCUACAUGGCUAUGGUCCCACCGCAGAUGCAAGGAGCGCAAAUGCCUUAUAUGUACCCUCAGCAAAUCUACGGGGGACAAGUGGCAGCAUAUGCGUAUGGUCAGGCGGGUGCUCAGUACCUCGACCAGCGGAUGUAUGGACUCUCGGUGAGAGAUGACAGUGGGUUGGGGAACCCUAGUUCUUACCACGUAUCUUCUUCUACUUCUGCUUCCUCGUAUCUGCCUCCCAUGAAGCAGCAAUCGAAGCCUGAGGACAAGUUGUUUGGUGACCUUGUGAACAUGGCCAAAGUGAAGUCAUCAAAACCCAGCACUCCCGGAAGAGCUGGUAGCAUGUAGCAGCACGAGCCCGAGCAAGUUCACUCUCUGCAUUUUGGUCUUUAUUUUUGUUGCCAACUAACUCAGUUUCUUUUCCUAUUUUCAUGAUUCCUUGCGUGCUCUCUCUCUCUCUCUCUCUCUCUCUCUCUCUAUAUAUAUAUAUAUAUAUAUAUAUUCUUCCGGUUUCUUCUUGGUUCUCAUAUGCGCAUAUGCUUUUCUGGCAUUGGAAUUGAUGUACAUUCGUUGUAAAGGAGAAUAUGAAAAAAAAUUUGUUAGACACUAUCAACCCUCACGAGGUAGAAUCCGCGAUAAGUGAUAUGUAGGUUUGUUUUUUUAGCUUGCUUUUUUCUUUCUUUCUAUCUGGAUUUUCUGUUUCUUCUUUGGUAAUAAUAAUUCAUGUUGGAUUGCUGGGGCAAGACUACUUCUUUUGUGUUAGAAUUGCUUGUCACGUUGGUUCGGACUUUCUCAUCUUGAUUUUAUUUCUGCAGUUUGGCUGGACACUGUAGAAUGAGUGAUUAAGGCAAGGCAGCUGUGUGAAUCUUAAGUUCAUGUUUGGUAUGAGAGAAUUGAAUGGAAUGGAAUGGAAAUUUAUUUC
Molecule: messenger RNA, 2827 nt
Organism: Punica granatum (pomegranate)
Lineage: Eukaryota; Viridiplantae; Streptophyta; Magnoliopsida; Myrtales; Lythraceae
Source: RefSeq, a predicted model, not a curated record